AAAGUAGUUCUUCCAAGAUGGCUGCGCCCAUGUAAAACUGACACGAAUAUAAACAAAACUUUAAAUGAAUUUUGACUCUUCUAUGUGGUGUGUUCAAUGGAGCCAUAAGAACAUUCUAUCCAUGAGAGAAAGAUGAAAGACAGUCACAAAGUUCAUAAAUCAAUGAAACUAGUAUAUUUACAAUGUUAUUUUGUUACAAUUGCUACCAUUCUGGGGACGGGAAUCCUAGGGCUGCCAGUGACACUGACACAUGCUGGACUCUAUCCAUUUCUCAUUUCAUUUAUCCUUGGAGCUCUCGUGCAAGGCUUACUGAUCUAUUUCUUCACAGACCUGUUACAGAGAGCACAUGCUAUACAGUUAAAGUCACAUUGUGAAGACCCACACCCACUGAAUGAGGAGACAGAAUUUCUGAUGGACGAUGACUGGGAUGACAUGGCGGAUGAAUCAAGUGGUCCAGUUUUGGCAGGUCAUGUGAUAAUACCAAAGGACAUAAACAUACAGCCGCCAAAUUUACAUUUACUAGGGAACCUUUUUCUUGGCUGUGGUGUACGGCAGUUCUUCGACAUUAUACUGGUGCUUCAAUUCAUGGCGUUGCUUGUGAGUUAUGCCCUGGCCGGCAGUGAAGCUUACGGCUCUUUGAUAGGAAUAGACUACCGGUAUAUUAUACCAGUGUUUGUGUGGGUGUUGACCUUUUCUAUCGUGUUUGCCUUACAACUGAUACAACCUGUGGUUUCCAUUCUUACAUUCUUCAAAGGGAGCUUACUCCUGGGAACUGUGAGUAUUCAAGGGCCUGUAUUCAAUAAAAUUCUAUAUUUUACCCAGGUAAUGGCCCGUGCUUGA
Molecule: messenger RNA, 840 nt
Organism: Mercenaria mercenaria
Lineage: Eukaryota; Metazoa; Mollusca; Bivalvia; Venerida; Veneridae
Exons: 8
Coding region: 133-840 (235 amino acids)
Source: RefSeq, a predicted model, not a curated record